Brassica napus (rape) is the source of this 1575-nucleotide messenger RNA. RefSeq lists its product as uncharacterized. NCBI's taxonomy places the organism in Eukaryota, Viridiplantae, Streptophyta, Magnoliopsida, Brassicales, Brassicaceae. The record is from RefSeq and is a predicted model, not a curated record. The transcript has 4 exons. Bases 1 to 1575 code for a protein of 524 amino acids.
AUGGAUAAGCACAGUAAUGAGAUAAAGGUCGGGAUUCCGGCAAAGGUCCUUAGAUAUUUUCCAAUCAAGGACAUAUUUAGGAGGAUAUUCACAUCAAAAAGGAUGGCUGAAGAUCUGCGUUGGCACUAUACCAAUGCCGCUGAAGAUGGUACAAUGCGACACCCCGUUGAUUCUAUCUCUUGGGCACACGUGAAUGAUAAAUGGCCAGACUUUGCUGUUGAUCCAAGGAAUCUUCGACUUGGGAUUUCUACAGAUGGGAUGAACCCUUUCUCCAUGCAAAACCCCAAUCACAGCACAUGGCCAGUGUUGUUAGUGAACUAUAACACGUCUCCAAUCAUAUGUAUGAAGGCUGAGAAUAUAAUGUUGACAUUUUUGAUCCCUGGUCCAACAGCUCCUGUGUACGACUCAUUUGCGAAGGAGAAUUUCAAACUCAGAGCCUUGCUGCUUUGGAGUAUCAGUGACUAUCCAGCCUUAGGAACACUGUCUAGAUGUAAAGUAAAGGGGAAACAAGCCUGCAAUAUAUGUGGAAAGGAUACACCUGCAAGGUGGCUUAAGUUUAGCCGCAAGUUUGUCUACAUGGGAAACAGAAAGAGACUACCGCCUGGCCAUCAUUACAGAUAUAAAAAAACUUGGUUUGACAACACUGUGGAGGAAGGGAAUGCAAAUAGGAUACAAACUGGCGCUGAGAUAUAUGAGACACUACAAGCUUUUAGGAAUGAUUUUGGUAGACCUCUUGAGAAGGAAAAAAAGGAAAAUACCAGAGAGUUGCCUGUUCGUCACAAUAUUGAUGUUAUGCACGUAGAAAAGAAUGUGUCAGAUGCUAUAUUGUCUCUCUUGAUGCAAAGUGCGAAGUCAAAAGAUGGGUUGAAAUCAAGAAAAGAAUUAGAAGAUAUUGGAAUCAAAAAGCACUUGCACAUAGAGGUGAGGGGAAAAAAAACAUACUUACCUCCUGCUGCCUACUGGUUAUCGAAGAAAGAGAAGACCAUUUUCUGCCAAAGGUUAGCUAAGUUUAGAGGUCUUGAUGGUAAUUGUGGCAAUAUUGCGAAUAGUGUUUCAGUUAACCCUCCAAAUAUUGGUAGUUUAAAGUCGCAUGAUCAUCAUGUCCUAGUACAGAACUUGUUACCAUCUGCAUUAAGAGGGUUGUUACAUAGGGGUCCUAGGAUAGCCAUAAGUAGAUUAUGUAGUUACUUCAACAGGUUGUGUCAGCGCAUCAUUGACCCGGAGAAACUUAUAUCCAUGGAGACAGAGUUUGUGGAAACAAUGUGUCAACUGGAGCGCUUCUUCCCUCCAGCCCUUUUGGAUAUCUUGUUCCACCUUCCAAUACAUCUAUCAAAAGAGGCACGCUUGGGAGGACCAUUACACUUCCGCUGGAUGUAUCCCUUCGAAAGGUACAUGAAAACACUAAAGGUUUUUGUUAAGAAUUAUGCAAGGCCAGAAGCAUGUAUGGCUGCGGCGUAUUUAGCUGGAGAAUGCGUUGCAUUUUGUUUAGAGUUCCUUAAGGAUUCAGUACCAGUUCAAGAAGCAGUUAAUCGUAAUGAAGAUGUUGAGGUUGACAUAAUGGUGGUUGAAAGCUGA